AUGGUGUUGGCGGUUGAAUUGCAGAGCAGUUCUUGUGGGAACCCUGGCGUCCCGCCUAAAGGCAUCCUGUAUGGGACACGCUUUAAUGUAGGCGACAAGAUCCGCUACAGCUGUGUAACUGGCUAUGUGCUGGACGGCCAUCCUCAGCUCACCUGUGUGACCAAUGCAGGCAAUGCUGCCGUAUGGGACUUCCCAGUGCCCAUCUGCAGAGCUGAGGACACAUGUGGUGAUACUCUGAGGGGUUCAAGUGGCAUCAUUACGAGUCCCAAUUUCCCGAGUGAAUAUUACAAUAGUGCGGACUGUACGUGGACCAUACUUGCUGAUCCCGGAGACACCAUCUCCAUCAUUUUUACAGACUUCCAGACGGAGGAAAAGUACGAUUACUUGGAGGUGGAGGGGUCCGAGCCACCAACAAUAUGGCUAUCCGGAAUGAAUGUCCCAUCUCCUAUUGUUAGCAACAAGAACUGGCUGAGGUUACACUUUGUUACUGACAGCAACCAUCGAUACAAAGGCUUCAGCGCCCAUUAUCAAGUAAACGAAGGAGGAAUCAAACAGGCCUCUAACUCCUGUCCAGACCCGGGGGAACCUGAAAACGGCAAGCGCAUUGGCAACGACUUUAGUAUUGGCGCCACAGCCCAGUUCACCUGUGAUGAAGACCACGUUCUCCAGGGCUCCAAGAGCAUCACGUGUCAGAGAGUGGCAGAGGUGUUCGCGGCAUGGACUGAUCAUAGACCUGCUUGUAGAGUAUUGCCAUGGCAACUAGUAAAAUUCAGAGCAAAAUUUGCAUGCCAGCAGUGACUUCUAGCUUUUCACAGCCCUAAUGGCUUUAAGUGUCAGUUGGCUGCCCUGGGCAAACAAACAGGAAUUGGACUGUCUCCAUCAUUCAGGAGGACACUUUAAUUAUAGCUCAAAUUGAAGUGGA
Messenger RNA from Sinocyclocheilus anshuiensis, 922 nucleotides. Its product is annotated as CUB and sushi domain-containing protein 3-like. The record is from RefSeq and is a predicted model, not a curated record. Bases 1 to 798 code for a protein of 265 amino acids. Lineage: Eukaryota; Metazoa; Chordata; Actinopteri; Cypriniformes; Cyprinidae. The transcript has 7 exons.